Molecule: messenger RNA, 859 nt
Organism: Trichomonas vaginalis G3
Lineage: Eukaryota; Parabasalia; Trichomonadida; Trichomonadidae
Exons: 1
Source: RefSeq, a predicted model, not a curated record
AUGGAAAGCUAUGCAUUACGUGAUAUGUUGAAAUCUGAUUUAUGGAAAAAAAUAAAAGUUUUUUGUUCAGAUGGUGAUGUUAAAGAUUCAACAAUGAUAGAGAAUUCUGGUGCACAAUUAUCACAUGUAAGAGAUCCAAAUCAUGUGAUAAAAUCAGCAUUUUCAAAAAUUGUCACUAAAUAUCCUAAAUUUGAAAAAAUAUUUAGGAUCCUUUUUGCAUGCCCAACAUUAAAACCAGAGCAAAAGGUUCAGAGAUGGAUGGGAUUAAUUAAUAGAUAUCCAGGAGAAUCACCAGAGCAUAUCGAAAAAAGAGAAAUUAUUACAAAUAUUGCUCCAUUGUUUCUAAGAAUCAGCAAACAAUAUCAUACAAAUUUCAACCAAGCUUUCAAUUCAUUGAAAGCCCAUUUAGUCCCAAAAAAUCUUCGUUGGAUUAUUGGAUUUCCAGCCAGAAUUUUUGUUUCUGUAUUUACGUAUAAUGAAGACAAUUGGAAGACAAAACUAAGAAGAUUAAUGGGUAUAGAUGAUUCUUAUUUUGAUGAAGAUAUUUUACAAGUUAUAUUAAAUUUCGAAAAUAAAUCCGAUUAUGACCAUAUCAGAAGAACUUCGGAAAACUACAGAAAUCAUAACAGAUGCGUUCAUUACAUUCCAGAUGAAAUUGACCCAGAAUUCGCUGACUUCGUUCCUCAUAAACCGUCAAAAGCUGGAUCCAGAUCCGAAAAAAUUGAAUACACUGACGAUGAGGAUCCGCCAGCGGAUGAAGAACCGUCAGAAUCUGAAAAUCUUUCACUUCCAACAGAUUAUCCAAAAUUCAACAUAAAAUCUAUAUUUGGUUCCGAUAUCAAAGUACCACCAGAUUGGA